Messenger RNA from Amphiprion ocellaris (clown anemonefish), 4414 nucleotides. It is a transcript of the gene cmn, whose product is annotated as calymmin. The transcript is spliced from 61 exons. NCBI's taxonomy places the organism in Eukaryota, Metazoa, Chordata, Actinopteri, Pomacentridae. The record is from RefSeq and is a predicted model, not a curated record. The coding region runs from base 148 to 3969 and encodes 1273 amino acids.
GAGGAUCUGGAGAUGAGCAGAGGAGGGGUCGCUGAGACCAGAGUGUACAUUAGACCCUGGUCAUCUGGGUGAGCUGCCCACUCCAGAACAUCUGCUUCACCUCCUCAUUCUGCUGCUGGGUCUAAAGCGGUCUCUCUCAGGUCCAGGAUGGUCGGACGGCUGCUGCUUCAGGGUGCACUGAUCCUCUGGCUGGUUCAGGCGGCGCAUACAGGGGGUGUGGGUCGGGCAAUGGGGCCUCAGAAUGGAUUUGCUGGAUAUCCAACGAAAGGAGUCGGUUAUCGACCAGCAGCUGCAAAUGGAGCAAACUCUAACGGUUAUGGUGGUAUGAACAAAGGAGUUGGGACAAAAGGUUAUGGAGCAGCUGCUGGUCAAAUGAAUGGACAAGGUGUCAAACCACAGGGAGGGAAUCCAGCUGUUUUACCCAACGGAAAUGGAGCUAAUUCUAAUGGAUAUGGACUUAAAGCCGGCCCCAGCAAUGGACAACAAAUUAAAGGUUAUGGUGCUCAAGCUGGAGGAUAUGGUGGACAACCAACUAAAGGCAACGGUUAUGGUGCUGCAGCUGCUGCACAAAAUGGAUUUGGAACAAAAGGUUAUGGUGCUGGAUUUGGUGUACCUAAUGGGAAUGUGGCUAAAACCCAUGGUCAAGGAGCUGCAGCUCGUCCAUCCAAUGGAUAUGGAACAAAAGGCAACGGUCAAGGAGCUGCAGCUGGUCCAUCCAAUGGAUAUGGAACAAAAGGCAACGGUUAUGGUGCUGGAUCUGGUGUACCUAAUGGGAAUGGGGCUAAAACCAAUGGUCAAGGAGCUGCAACUGGUCCAUCCAGUGGAUAUGGAACAAAAGGCAACGGUCAAGGAGGUGCAGCUGGUCCAUCCAAUGGAUAUGGAACAAAAGGCAAUGGUCAAGGAGCUGCAGCUGGUCCAUCCAAUGGCAACGGAGUAAGACCAAAUGGCCAGGCUGGAGGUAAACCCAUGAAGGGAUACGGUCGACCACCUUUUGGUGCAGGUCCAGCUAUGGGGAUGGGAGCACCCAGAGGUCUAGGAGUACCUCAGCUUGCCAGUAACCAGGGGAAAGCAUAUGGCGGUAAUGGUUUUAAUGGCUAUGGAGCUCAGCCCAGAGGGGGCUACAAUGGCGCCUAUGGCAGCACUGGUUUGGGUCUGGGACCUCGUUUUGGAAAUGGGGGCAUGAAGGGACCUAAACCAGGCUACAGUGCUGCAGCCGGUGCAUCCAAUGGACAAGGUGCAAAACCCAACAGUUAUGCUGGAGCCAGAGCACCUAAUGGGAAUGGAGCUGUGCCAAAUGGUUAUGGAUAUCCAAGUGGUGGAGCAUCCAAGCCAGCAAAACCAGGGUUUGGUAAUAUUCCAAAUGGAUACGGUGCCAAACCCAGCGGAUAUGGAGGUCCCAGAGGAGGUGCAAUGAGACCCCAACCAGGUUAUGGAAAUGGAGCUCUUCCAAAUGGAUAUGGAACUAAACCCAAUGGUUAUGGAGCUGCAGCUGGACCUAAUGUUCCCAAAGGAUAUGGAGCCAAACCCAACGGUAAUGGAGUUAGAAAUGGUGCCACUCUGGGUGGAUAUGGAGAUAAACCUAAUGGAUACGGAGGACCAAGCACAGGCUCAAAACCUCAACAAAAUACCAAAGGAGUAGGAGCAGUUUCACCCAGUGAAGGUGUGAAAACACUUGGCAAUGGUUUUGGUGGUCCUGCUGGGGUCCCUAAUGGACCGCUGGCUAAAGCUGCCAAUGCUGGUUAUGGAAUGAUGCCAAACGGAAAGGGUCAAGCUACAAAGGGUGUAGGCGACUCCAAUCAAAAAGGCCUUAAAGCUGGAGAUCUCUCUCCUCAGCAGCCGAGCGCAGGUCCAGAGGGUGUUGCACCUCAACAAGCCCUAACUCAAGCUGCAGUGCUGGUUGCACCUGAACCUACCAGCGGCAUCCUUGUUAUGGUCACACAAGAGAAGCACAAAAAGCUGCCUUCACCUGUGCCACAAGGAAAAAGCUACAAACAGACACCGCUAAUCCCUGAGGCCAUACCUGAACCAGCACCAGUAUUUCUUGAAGUCAGCGAACCACAGCCUGCAGCUGGACCCACAUCUGGACCUGCACCAGAGCCAGAAGCAGUCCUUCCUCAAGAGAAUGGAGGAGCUUCUGUCUUCAAGGGACAGGGAGUCCAGCCAGCCCAACCUGACUGUGGACCAUCAGGAAUACCAAACGGACAAUGGAUGAAAAUACCUCGACCUGGUUAUAAUGGAGGUGUUGGAGCAUCCAGUGGCACAAAUACAAAAGGGCUUGGAGCAGGGGCUGGUGCACAAAACGGAUAUGAGGCUAAACCUAAUGGUUAUAAUGGCGGCGCUGGAGCAUCUAGUGGCACAAAUACAAAAGGUUAUGGAGGAGGUGCAGGCACGCACAAUGGAUAUGGCGCUAAACCUAAUGGAUAUGGUGCCAGUGCAGGAGGAUAUUCAAAUGGAGGAGGAGCAAAAGCAAACAAACCAGCUUUUAGAGAAGGAGGUUACACCGUCCCUGGACUCAGCAAUGGAUAUGGAGCAGGGCUUGGGUAUCCUUAUGCAGGGAAGACUAAACAACCUGGUUACGGACAAGGAGCUUAUCUUGGAGCUGGAUAUGGGAAUGGAAAUUCAUAUGGAGGAUAUGUGGGUCCAAGUGAAGCAGGAAAGUCUAAAUCAGGGUAUGGAAAUGGCUAUGGUGCUGGUGUACAGCCUGACUAUGCAAGUCUUGGCCAAGGUGUGCCCACUGCAGAGGGCAAGUCAGGUGGAACUGGGCAGAUUCCUUACAAUGGAGCCCCUGUGGUUCCUGCUGGACUCGAUGGAGUGAGUCAGUUUGAGCCUCAGUCUGCUGGAUUUGGUCCGAAUGGAAAACUAGGUGGCAUGUACGGUGGAAUGGGCGGUUUGCCUUUUGGAGGUCAAACACUUGGAAUGGGUGCAGAGAAAUCAAACGCCAAGUACGGUAUUGGAGGGCUGCAGUUUGGUGGACAACCUGCCAGUACGGGAAUGAAUGGUGCAGGAAAGUAUGGUUAUGGAGGUAGCCCCUAUGGGCCUGCAGGUGAUGGCAAAUCAUCAGGAAAAUAUGGUGGUUUUGGUGCUGGCAUGGGAAGCCAUCCUGCUGCAGGAAAAUAUGGAUAUGGUGGGUAUCCCAACGGUGGGCAGCUUCUUGGUCUUGGCAACAAUGGAAAUCCAGCUGGCAAAUAUGGUUAUGGACAACUGCAUUAUGAAGCUCAACCAGCUGGACUGAGCCCUCAAGCAAAAUCUGCUGGCCAAUAUGGUCUGGCUGGGUCACCAUACCAGCCUGAGCAACUUGGGCUUGGAAAUAAUGGAAAAUUAACAGGAAAAUAUGGUGGUGGUGAGGCUGGAUAUGCGCCACAGACUCUUGGUUAUGGGGGUGAAGCAAAAUCUUCGGGGAAAUAUAAUAACCAGGGAGCUUACCAGCCACAGCCUCUUGAGUCCACAGCUGAAGAUACAACUGGUUUAAGUUAUGAGCCUCUGCCUCUUGAGCCAGAAUCAGCUGGAAAAUCGUACGUGAAGGGAGAGGUGCCGACUCCAGCACUUGCAGCUGAAGGUGAAGGGAUGCCCAUCGAUAGAUAUGAUAAUGUGGGCUACAUAAACGGACAAGUGCAGCCAGAAGUUGCUGCAUUUCCUGCUCCCACUCCCAGCCCUGGCCUGGCUGACCCAUCUGUGCCGGCCUACCUCCCCGUGGAGGACUCCUUCACACCUGACGUGGGACCUGGACCAGACGUUCAGGACCUGCCCGACCCAGUGGACUCAACCAGCCCCAUCUAUGAUUCUGCACCAGCUACAGAAACACAAGGUGAAGCUCAGGGGCCUGAGCAACCCGAUGACCUUGAACAACAGCAGCUGCCACGUCAGAUACACAUUCAGCAGCAUCUCAAACUGCAUUUUCACCCACAAGGAGCAAAGAAUAACAAAUAUGAUUUGAAUGGUUUCUUUGGGAAUAGUGGCUAUCAAGGUUAACUCUACCGAAGACAACAAAUAUAUUCCCUUUUUUAGAUGUUAUGUUUGAUUGUUUCUGAAAUGUAUAUUAUUUUAUUUUUUCUGUCUGUAAAACAGUACUGGUAGUCAUAUUUGUGUGUUUGUAAGUAUAUAGAUACAACAUGGUAACAUUUUAAGUUUUCUGUUGUAGUGUAUAUUUUCAUGGUUCUUGCCUUCACCUUUUUGUCCUGCACUUACUGUUUACUGUAUGCAAAGAAACUGUAGUUUGUCUGCUGCAUAUGGUCAGUAUUGUUAUUAAAGCAGUCAGUUUUGAGGGGUGGGGGGAUAUCAAACUAUUUCUACAAGGUAAUAGAUCAGUCUAAUUUAUUUACCAUGGGAAUUUUUUUUUUUUUUACUACUUGUGGUAAUAAUCUGUUUAUUAUUGUACAGUAUUUGAUUAAAUAAAAACAGAAGAAUCCCAACAGUG